GCUGUUGCUGGACCGCGGCCCCUUCUCCGGUGACCAGAGGCAAGGCUUCCUAGAGCAAACCUCCCCAUAUGCCAGAACCUUCCGCAGUUGCAACCAACGCAGCACAAACCAGCAGCAACGCGAGCGAUGGAAUACCUCGCAGGUACCUUCUACCUGCUGGCUCUCAGAAGCCCCAGAUCGCCGUGGGACCUGCUCUCCCCUAAGUCACUCCUGGCCAGUGCUCACCUCACCUCUGUUCUGACUCUGUCGGCCUCGCAUGGAAAGGCACCACUCACCAUUCGCUCUUGGGCGGCCUUGAUCUGCACCUCUCCCAGCUGCUGAUGGAGUGAAAGGUUUUCACUUUGGAGCUGGGCCAGUUGUUGCUGCAGCCCUUCUGCCUUCUGGAUGGCAUUUUCUCUCGCUGCCUCCUCCUUAAGGUACAGGUCAUGCCACUUGCUUGCCUGCCUCUGGGCCUGACGAAAUUCUCUUUCUCUCCUCUCUAAAGCCAGCGUCUUCUCCCAGAGCGCUGUUUUCAUUUGCUCCAGUUCCUUCUCCAGCCCACCAGCUUUCCCUUCUGCUUCGCUCAGCUGCCGAGACAAGCUCUUGUUGGUCUUCAGCAGCUGAGACACGUCCUUCUGCACAGAACACAAAUUGACAGCCCUUAGGAAAUCAGCUCAAAACAGGGGGUCUCGGCAGCAUUUCCUGCCACCCGAAGAGGACUGUCACCAGCGUGACGUUCAGAUUCAAAAAGGUAUUUUAACCGCUCUGCGUUAGACAUUACUCGUGGAAAAGACUUCUUUUGCAUUAGUGUGUCUCAUGUAAACCCGAAAGGAGGACUCUAAUGGCAAAUCUGUGUUUUUACAUACAUCCCGCCCAAAGCCUUUGCUCUUCCCUUCAGCUUCUUCACCUCCUGGCAGCUGGCAGACAGCAGGCGCCCUGCGUAUGGCAGGCUCACCUAGAUGAAAACCACAUAUUGUUGGAAGCAGAGUGAGCUGAGGCAAGUCCUUGAUGCCUAGAGUGCUUUCCGACUCAUCGUGCUCCCGGAGACAAUCUUGGCACAGACACACGCCCCAAACCCAGGAGAUGCCAGCGAGGGACCUGUCAAAUGGCAGGUUGGAAACGCAGCUCCCUUCCCGCGGGGGAACUCGCUCCCUCGAGCACAGCCGCCUUUUCCGUGUGCCAGGGAGAUCGCUCCAAGUGAUCAGAAAGGAGCCCAAGAGGAACGAGCGUCUCGAGAACUCUGCUAUGCCGGGCCGUUGCCUGGCCGUGCGCUUUUUCACUGGCUGGCUCAGAAGCCACAAGCCCCUCCUGGGCUCCACACAGCCCGUCCCCACGGCAAGCCUGUCACAAAAGGGCGGGCGACAGGCCUUUUCCCCAUCGCCUCCUCCACCCCCGAGAGUCCCACCUGCUCUCCGCAGAGCGGGUGCGCGCCGCCUCAGCGCAGCAGCUUGGGCCCCGUGGGGAGCGCUGGGCGCUGACACGCCCUUUGCACGGCCCACGGCAGCUUCUCCCUCGUCCUCCUGCUCCCUGGGCUGCGCAGGCCGUGCACGGGGACUGCGCCUGGAAAGACAAAGAGCGCAGCCAGUUGUAGGCACUGCUCAGCGCAACACCAACGGCCGGGGCUUGUCCGCGCUUCCCAGAGUGACCCCCCCUUGGGAACGAAGAGCCCCAGGCACAAAGCUGAGCCCGAGCGCAGGAAAGCAGCCCCGCAGUUUGCCCGCCAGCAGCCGCCUGCCUGCGCCCCCGUUACCUGUCGGCCUCGUCCCGGCAGUCGGUGCCUUUCACCGGCGCCUUCCCCAGCGGCUGCACUGGGGCCAAGUCGCCCAUGGUGGCUGCCUGGGGCAGCUCGUCCCGACCCUCCGGCUGGAGCUCAUGGCUGUCGCUGCUCCCGGAGGACAAGGGACCCUCCUGCACCCUCUUGCUCCUGCUCCUGCUCCUCCUCCAGCUCCGCAGGAACCGCCAGAUCCUCCCCAUGGCCCGGCGGGAAUGGGCACUGCACCACCUCUCCUCGCCUCUCCCCGGGGAGCGGUGCCAGGCAGGACUUGGCGGGCGCUGCCGGGUGCCGGCUGCCAACAGAGGAGCCGAGCCCCGAGGAGCGGCAGCUCACGGGCAGCUGCCUCGGGGCUGAGCCAGCGCCCGCAGCACUGGCACCAGCUGUACCACCAGCACCGCUGGCACCAGCUGUACCACCAGCACCAGCGGCACCAGCUGUACCACCAGCACCAGCGGCACCAGCUGUACCACCAGCACCGCUGGCACCAGCUGUACCACCAGCACCGCUGGCACCAGCACCAGUGGCAGCUCCGGCACCAGCGCCACCAGUACCAACAGCACGUCCAGUACCAGCCCGCAGCACAGCACAAGCAGCACAGCACCAGCACAGCACCAGCACACAGCCAGCACCGCCAGGCACUGUGUGGUCAGGUCACCGCCGGUAACCAAGGUCUAGGGAACGAAUGUGCUGACGUCAUGAAAGGCUCAGUGACAUCAGAUGGCGCUGGGGGCUGGGCGGGGCCGGGGCAGAGGCUGGCCGGGCAGAGGGGCCUGUGUGCUCAGAACCUCUCUGCACACACACAGGCCCCGUGGCCGAGGGAAACAGCCCCUGGCGCGCUGUGUCCGGGGGCACAGGGUUGCCCAAGGCCACCUCUCCGAGGCUCCCACCUCCCUGCACGCUCUGCGGACCCCCCGGCCUCCUCCCCUCUCCCAGCACCUCCGCAGCGCUCGCCCGGGAGAGCCCCCACGGCACGGAACCGUCUUGGAGGGAGCAGGCUGGGGUUUCCCCCGGCGGGGCCGGCCCCCGGGGACGGAGGGCAGCAGCCUGGCCCUGAAAAUAAAGGCUUUGCUUCUGGGAAGCCGUGGCAGGUGCAGCCGCCCGAUGAAAAUGUGGCUUCCUGGCUGUGGAACCUUUCCGGCGCCCUUGUUCUCAGGGCUUGAGAGUAAUUGGGGUUCUGGGUCAAGAGGGGCUGGGACUGCCCACAGGUCAGAUUGGGCUGGGGUGUAAAUGGAGUCCCUGGGGGAGCCAUUUGGGGCUCGUCCUGCCCGCAGCAGCGUGCUGCAGGGAAGGGCUCUCCCCUUGGGUCGGGACACGGCCCACGGAAACUCCGUGGGGUUCCCGCGGCUUGGGACGCUGCCCGAAGGCGUUCCUCGAGGUUGAGAGCCCUGACCUGUCAUUAGGGGAGGGACUGAGCGUUCCGGGUUGUCCUUAAGCCCUGUUUAGGGUCUGGGGCCGUUGUUGAACCCCAGAAGUCCGUGUGGUGAUUGUUCUCCUCUCACGGACAUUGGAACCCUCUCUCUGCACGCUUGCGGAGUGUCGAUUACUUGCGUACAAAACCCAGUGUUGUUUGUAUUCGUUAUGUGGAAGCUGCCGCAGCAGGAGUUUGGGGCUGUCCAUGGGGGGUGCAGGACACCCCCGCACAAGCAGGGUAACGCCGCUCUCGUAAGCCCCUCGGAGGUGUCUCCUGACCCCCCCCGGCGCCACAGGCCGGUGAGGGCCGCAGGGCCGGCUCUGGGCACGGCUGGGCCCGCAGCCAAAGCGCUUCCGGCCCGGGCCCCGCCCCGGGCCCGCCGCCGCUUCCGCUUCCGCUUCCGGGAGAGGCGGCCGCAAUGGCGGUGCUCGCGUCCAACCCCAACAAUCCCGUGGUCUUUUUCGAUGUCGCUGUCGGCGGGCAGGACUCUGCUGCCAACGCGAUGGCAUAUGAUAGUGGAGUACUUGGAGGAAACUUCCACCCCAUGGCUCACGUGCAUUGGACUUCACCCGCAUCUGUGGGGUGCUGUAGUUCUUCGGGAGAGAAAUUCCAACCCUCCGGGCGUGAGAAGUUAUCGAGGUACCUGCCCAUAUUGUCCCACGUGCCACGCCAGCCAUGGCUAUCCACCCUAAAGACGUGACACACAUCCAGGAGACACAGCUGGCUUGAACACCUCAAGGGUGACUGGGUGGAGUUCUCCUGGAAGGGGAUGCGGUGCAAGUACAAGCAGGAGAUAGCCAGGGAGAAUCCCCAGCAGGUCGGAUUUCAUCCUCACCACUGUCCGGGAGAGAAAAGGCAAGAUCCAAUGUUAGUGCUACGGCAGACCUAGCCCACAAAGCCAAUGGACAGCUAUCAACGGGGACAGAACACUGUAAAGAUCUGGAGAGAUUUAGGCCCACCAGAGGAAUCCGGAAAGGAUGAAAGGGACGCACAGAAAGGAAGAAAGAAGAUCGUCCAUGCUUGACUGUCAGGCUAAAAGCUUUCUAAACCCAAUGCAAGAAAUUCCAUGGGCUGCACGCAACAAAUAAACCCUCGCUAAAUCCACAAAUGGCAAUCCCGAGCCCACCUGACCAUUCAAGAAUCUCAUCUGGAGCUGCUUACCUGAGCGCGAUGGGCUUCCUCUGUGGCCCCUGGUCUGGCUCAGCUUCUGCCUUGCGACCGGAGAGUCUGUGUGGCUGCUCCCGAGUACUUCUGCUAACGUUAGCCCUGUGAAAAAGGCAGGAGCAUGCAGGAACGCCUGUUGCUCGUACUGGCACCCCGUGGUUCCCCGGGUGUGACAGGACACUGCAGGGCAUAGGAACAGAGACUGCCGAGCCAUCCCGAUGUGCUGCUCCUCAGGCUGCCAUGCAACUUACUUGUUUAAUUGCUUUCUGAGGCAUCUUUGGGUUUCCUGGUACAGCAGGAAACGUUUAUGGGAGCUUUUCAGCUCUGCCUGCGCACAUGCCAGUUGCAGCGCGGUGUCCUCCUGCAGGCUUCGUGCUCUCUCCAGUUCUGAGGCCAGAGCUCUAAUCGUCUGCUCCAGCUCUUCCCUCCAAGAGGUGACAGUGGCCUUGAUCUCGUCUAUUCUGGCGUCAGCGGCUGCCUGUGUCUGAAGCAGAAGACGCAGCUCCAAGAAACAGGAAGAAAAAGACAAUGUCCCCACUCCCAACAAACCUGCUCUGCCCGCCCUUUUCCUAUGAAAGCUGCUAUUAAACAGCCCACAACAGUCGACGAACGAGGAUGAGGAAAAGACCGCAUGUUUUCCUGCACCCGGGUCCCACGGCACACGACACACACACACUUUGACGCAGCCUUUUGCGGCUCCCCGGCUUCCCUGCAGGAAAGCCAAACCCCCAGCACUAGCAAAGAGAGCCGGAUGCCCAGGGCAAACCACCUAACAGCCACGACCACAACCCCCAGUGAACCCAACGGCAGCUACAGCUACAAACGGCACCUAAACUGACCUGCCAAAGGAGAUUGGGAUCUGGCUUCUCUCUCGUCUCUUCCGGCGCUCGCUGCUCUCCCUGUUUUCCAGGAAGCGCCGUCGUGGUACAACCCAGCCCAGAAGCCGCCAAGAGAUCUGACAGAACAGCCACUGAGCGUCCCAGCUCCUGAUUCAGAGCUUCGAGGUGCAGAGAUUUUUGGGACUCCAGCUCCAGCCGCACAUCAAGGUCACACCCCUGUAUGCGGGGAAAAACAAACCUGCCUUGAGCAGAGGGGGCCCAAAUCUCUGCAAAACUCGAUCAAACGGAUGCCUCCAGGUCAUAGUUGUAAAUCCAGAGAGUUUAGAUUUCCCGCCGGGGAAAAGGCGCUUGGCUUUCUGAAAGUAAGCGUCCGCCUUUCAAGCCCUUGCCGACAAGAGCGCUCCAGCUUCCAUCCGCCCCUCCUUUCCAAAAGGGCACCAUGGCAAAGGCACUCCACUCCUCCUACAGCACCCCAGCGCGGCCGUGCCUCUGGAGAUGCUCUUUGGCAUUUCCUCGCAGUCGUGGCCCUUCCUUUUGCUUCCAUGGCACUCCUGUUCCGCCCCGUUCCUUCUCCUACGCACACCCUUGUGCUAAGGCCUGGGGCGGGCAGUGCCGGGGAAGAGACAAGAGCUCCAAGGCUUCCCUGAGAGGGAGAGGGAAGCCUGGCUUACGAGACACAGGCAAAGAGAGCGGUCCUUUCCUUCCCUCAAAACACCGCUGCCAGGGAACUCGACACCCUCUUGGUGCAGAGACCGACCAAAGGAAAACCUUGCAGAGAAAGCAACCGAGCCCAAAGACAUUUGGGAGAGCGUGGCUUGCGAUAUCACCUCAGAGCCACAACUUUUGGCUGGUGUCAGAACAGAACUGAGUCUCCAGAGAGCACAGCUGCUUCGUUCUUCCCCGCACAGGUGCUGCCCCCAAGCCACUGCUUUGCCCCUCAGCCUCGAAACGAGCUCCCUGAAGGUCCGGCUGGCUUCUUCAAGGCCAGAGGGGAGGUGGCAGGGAGGAGAAAGGAGCGAAAUGCACCUUCUAGUCUGGUGCUCGUAACGUCCUCAGACAAAUCUCUCCCGUACUUGUUGCUAGAAUAUAGUGUUCUCUUGCAGUCACUGAAGGAGAAGAACAGCUUCAAAUACGCAAACGUGUUUGUGUACCUUGGCCUUAGCCUUGUCCAAGUCCUCUUGCAGGUGGGAGUUUUCUUCCCUCAGGUGAUUGAGCUGGUGCGUAGAAGCUUUCAGUGAGGUUUCUGCUGCCCACUGCUUCCUGAAGGACUCCUCGAGCUCUGCUUGCAGCCGUCUCUCUGUUCUCUAGGGAGACAAUGUCACAGAAGUACAAAGAAGAAGGUGGUAAGAAGCCGAAAUCUGUAUUCCGAGACCAGUUUUCUAAGCACGUCCCAAAGCAAAGAAAUCCCCUCUACUGGAAGAAGAGGGCAUCUGCACAGCUGGUGGUCUCUAGCCAGCCUUGGCGAGUGAACACAGCUCAGGAAAUGUCACCUCUCGAUCAAGAUUUCUGUUUGCCAGCACAUUCUUCUCGGAAGAUGCCGAGACUGUGCCUCUGUGGGGUUUUGCUUCUUUCUUCAGGUCAUGCUAACGUCUCACUGGAUGCCAAGGCAAGGGCUGUCGCUGGACCGCGGCCCCUUCUCCGGUGACCAGAGGCAAGGCUUCCUAGAGCAAACCUCCCCAUAUGCCAGAACCUUCCGCAGUUGCAACCAACGCAGCACAAACCAGCGAUGGAAUACCUCGCAGGUACCUUCUACCUGCUGGCUCUCAGAAGCCCCAGAUCGCCGUGGGACCUGCUCUCCCCUAAGUCACUCCUGGCCAGUGCUCACCUCACCUCUGUUCUGACUCUGUCGGCCUCGCAUGGAAAGGCACCACUCACCAUUCGCUCUUGGGCGGCCUUGAUCUGCACCUCUCCCAGCUGCUGAUGGAGUGAAAGGUUUUCACUUUGGAGCUGGGCCAGUUGUUGCUGCAGCCCUUCUGCCUUCUGGAUGGCAUUUUCUCUCGCUGCCUCCUCCUUAAGGUACAGGUCAUGCCACUUGCUUGCCUGCCUCUGGGCCUGACGAAAUUCUCUUUCUCUCCUCUCUAAAGCCAGCGUCUUCUCCCAGAGCGCUGUUUUCAUUUGCUCCAGUUCCUUCUCCAGCCCACCAGCUUUCCCUUCUGCUUCGCUCAGCUGCCGAGACAAGCUCUUGUUGGUCUUCAGCAGCUGAGACACGUCCUUCUGCACAGAACACAAAUUGACAGCCCUUAGGAAAUCAGCUCAAAACAGGGGGUCUCGGCAGCAUUUCCUGCCACCCGAAGAGGACUGUCACCAGCGUGACGUUCAGAUUCAAAAAGGUAUUUUAACCGCUCUGCGUUAGACAUUACUCGUGGAAAAGACUUCUUUUGCAUUAGUGUGUCUCAUGUAAUCCCGAAAGGAGGACUCUAAUGGCAAAUCUGUGUUUUUACAUACAUCCCGCCCAAAGCCUUUGCUCUUCCCUUCAGCUUCUUCACCUCCUGGCAGCUGGCAGACAGCAGGCGCCGUGCGUAUGGCAGGCUCACCUAGAUGAAAACCACAUAUUGUUGGAAGCAGAGUGAGCUGAGGCAAGUCCUUGAUGCCUAGAGUGCUUUCCGACUCAUCGUGCUCCCGGAGACAGUCUUGGGACAGACACACGCCCCAAACCCAGGAGAUGCCAGCGAGGGACCUGUCAAAUGGCAGGUUGGAAACGCAGCUCCCUUCCCGCGGGGGAACUCGCUCCCUCGAGCACAGCCGCCUUUUCCGUGUGCCAGGGAGAUCGCUCCAAGUGAUCAGAAAGGAGCCCAAGAGGAACGAGCGUCUCGAGAACUCUGCUAUGCCGGGCCGUUGCCUGGCCGUGCGCUUUUUCACUGGCUGGCUCAGAAGCCACAAGCCCCUCCUGGGCUCCACACAGCCCGUCCCCACGGCAAGCCUGUCACAAAAGGGCGGGCGACAGGCCUUUUCCCCAUCGCCUCCUCCACCCCCGAGAGUCCCACCUGCUCUCCGCAGAGCGGGUGCGCGCCGCCUCAGCGCAGCAGCUUGGGCCCCGUGGGGAGCGCUGGGCGCUGACACGCCCUUUGCACGGCCCACGGCAGCUUCUCCCUCGUCCUCCUGCUCCCUGGGCUGCGCAGGCCGUGCACGGGGACUGCGCCUGGAAAGACAAAGAGCGCAGCCAGUUGUAGGCACUGCUCAGCGCAACACCAACGGCCGGGGCUUGUCCGCGCUUCCCAGAGUGACCCCCCCUUGGGAACGAAGAGCCCCAGGCACAAAGCUGAGCCCGAGCGCAGGAAAGCAGCCCCGCAGUUUGCCCGCCAGCAGCCGCCUGCCUGCGCCCCCGUUACCUGUCGGCCUCGUCCCGGCAGUCGGUGCCUUUCACCGGCGCCUUCCCCAGCGGCUGCACUGGGGCCAAGUCGCCCAUGGUGGCUGCCUGGGGCAGCUCGUCCCGACCCUCCGGCUGGAGCUCAUGGCUGUCGCUGCUCCCGGAGGACACGGGACCCUCCUGCACCCUCUUGCUCCUGCUCCUGCUCCUCCUCCAGCUCCGCAGGAACCGCCAGAUCCUCCCCAUGGCCCGGCGGGAAUGGGCACUGCACCACCUCUCCUCGCCUCUCCCCGGGGAGCGGUGCCAGGCAGGACUUGGCGGGCGCUGCCGGGUGCCGGCUGCCAACAGAGGAGCCGAGCCCCGAGGAGCGGCAGCUCACGGGCAGCUGCCUCGGGGCUGAGCCAGCGCCCGCAGCACUGGCACCAGCUGUACCACCAGCACCGCUGGCACCAGCUGUACCACCAGCACCAGCGGCACCAGCUGUACCACCAGCACCAGCGGCACCAGCUGUACCACCAGCACCGCUGGCACCAGCUGUACCACCAGCACCGCUGGCACCAGCACCAGUGGCAGCUCCGGCACCAGCGCCACCAGUACCAACAGCACGUCCAGUACCAGCCCGCAGCACAGCACAAGCAGCACAGCACCAGCACAGCACCAGCACACAGCCAGCACCGCCAGGCACUGUGUGGUCAGGUCACCGCCGGUAACCAAGGUCUAGGGAACGAAUGUGCUGACGUCAUGAAAGGCUCAGUGACAUCAGAUGGCGCUGGGGGCUGGGCGGGGCCGGGGCAGAGGCUGGCCGGGCAGAGGGGCCUGUGUGCUCAGAACCUCUCUGCACACACACAGGCCCCGUGGCCGAGGGAAACAGCCCCUGGCGCGCUGUGUCCGGGGGCACAGGGUUGCCCAAGGCCACCUCUCCGAGGCUCCCACCUCCCUGCACGCUCUGCGGACCCCCCGGCCUCCUCCCCUCUCCCAGCACCUCCGCAGCGCUCGCCCGCGGGGCAGACGGACGGGCUGGGCAGAGCGGGCUCCCUGGAAGCCAGCAGGGCUCCCUGGAAGCACAAGAGGUGGCGGCUGGACCCCCCAGGUCCCUCUUUGUGCUUCCUGGGCUCUUGGCAUGAGUUUGGGGGCACCCUGGACCCCUGGCAGUGCCCUUCUCUGCAGCCCUGGGUGUCAGGGGCCACAGCGUGACUUUUGCACUCACCCUGAUGCACGUCAGCACCUUCUCCUCAGCUGCCACUCGCCAGAUCCCACGAAAACCUCCAACUGGGCACUGGAGAUUUCGCACUCGCCCUCUGCCCUGCAGCAUGUCUGCCCAGGGGAAGGAGGAGGCACGCCUGGAAGCCAGGCCCUGAACCCUGCUGAGGCUCAGCCCUGCCGCGGUCCCCGGGAGAGCCCCCACGGCACGGAACCGUCUUGGAGGGAGCAGGCUGGGGUUUCCCCGGCGGGGCCGGCCCCCGGGGACGGAGGGCAGCAGCCUGGCCCUGAAAAUAAAGGCUUUGCUUCUGGGAAGCCGUGGCAGGUGCAGCCGCCCGAUGAAAA
Messenger RNA from Tyto alba (common barn owl), 10019 nucleotides. Its product is annotated as translation initiation factor IF-2-like. The transcript is spliced from 4 exons. NCBI's taxonomy places the organism in Eukaryota, Metazoa, Chordata, Aves, Strigiformes, Tytonidae. The coding region runs from base 988 to 2913 and encodes 641 amino acids. The record is from RefSeq and is a predicted model, not a curated record.